CUUAGUUGGAUUUCAACGAGUGCGGUUUAUAUUAGCGCUUAAAAAGAAAGUGAAAACAAAACUAAGUUUGAAUAAGAAAAAACGGUUGAGGUUAUAAGAAAUAAAAGCAAAAUGUUGCAACUAAGAUUAAUUUGUUUUGGUGUGAUGAUUUGCUCUGUCAUUGCAGCGAUAACCGAAAAUCAUGAAAAUAAAGAUAUUCCCAACACAAAAAGUGAGGAACGUGUUAAACGCAGCUUCGAUUUGUUCCUACGCGCACUUCUAUCAAAAAGUGCACCCUUCUCUUCCAAUUUCCCAUUGCAACCAUUACCCACGACUACGAUGAGAACAACAACUACGCAGACACCAGCUCCUCCAGCAACAAUGGCACCUACAAAGCCACCACCAAUGCCACCAGCAAUGCCACCAGCUAUGAUGCCACCAGCUAUGAUGCGACCAGCUAUGAUGCCACCAGCUAUGAUGCCACCAGCUAUGAUGCCUCCAGCAAUGAUGCCACCAAUGAUGAUGAAUGGUGGUAAUGGUCAAAUGGCAAAUGGUAGUAAUGGUCAAAUGACAAAUGGUGGCAACGGUGGAAAUGGUCAAAUGAAUAAUGGUGGCAACGGUGGGAACGGCGGAAAUGGAAAUAGUAACGGAAAUGGUAAUGGCAACGGAAAUGGUAAUGGCAACGGAAAUGGAAAUGGCAACGGAAAUGGUGGUAAUGGGGCUAAUGGUGGUAACGGUGGUAAUGGUGGCAAUGGUGGUAAUGGUGGCAACGGUGGUAAUGCAGAUUAUUUCGAUUAUCUAGACUAUGAUUAUGGAUAUCCUAAUAAUGGUGCACAAUUUUUACGUAGACCUGGAUAUGGAGGUGCCAAUUUAGCUGGUCCAAGAAGAAGACCAAAACGUCCACCACUAGCUCAACCAAAUUAUGGCGGUGUUAAAGUUGCACAAGGACAAGGACAUCGUUUUGGUAAUCAGCAAUAUGUGCCUAAUGCUUUCUAUCCAAACAGUUAUGUUAUACCUGGUCAAGGUAAUAAAUAUAAUCUCAACUAUGGAGACUAUGAUUACGCGCAUGCGGUACCAAUUAAGCCUGUGCAACGCUUUAAACCUACUUACAGUCGUCCGCAAUUCCGUGGCAUUCCUGGUGGCGCUCCAACAUACGAAAGUCUCUUGUAUCAAUAUGAGCAACCUGAUGAUACCUACACGUCAGAUAGUGCUGUACCAUUUAAUGGUCUCGAUGACAGCAUCAAUAGUGAAAAUGUUCCCAAUAAUAUCGAUGAUUCUAAUACAAAUGACAGUAACGAUGAUGCAACCAGUGCUGCUGAUGAUGACAACACAGCAAAUACUAACGACAAUAACAACAAUAAUAAUGCACCCUUAAUUGUGAAUAAUGAAAAUGGUGAUGCUGAGGAUGGAGAAGAUACAAAAAUUCCAAAUAAUCUACCAAUACGUCUACAACAUCAGCCACAAAUUGCAUAUUCAUUUGUCCCACAAAAAUUGCAAUAUUCUACUGCAUCGCAUGAAUCACCACAAUAUUAUUACUCAAAUAGCAAAUAUGAUGGUGGUAUAUCUGCUAAAUCCCCUUCCUAUUAUUCAUAUUCUCCAGUUGAGUCCAAAGCAUACCAUCAGCCAGUCCAUAAAGAUUAUUUAACAUCGAAAUCCAUUGAUGUUGGUAUAUCUGAUAAAACCCCUUCAUAUCAUUCAUUCAUUCCAGUUGAAUCGAAGACAUAUCACAAACCAGCUGAAAAAUCCUAUUCUAUAUCAACUUUUGAUGACACUUUAUCCGCUAAAUCUCCUUCCUAUCAUUCAUAUACUCCAGUUGAAUCCAAGUCAUACCAUAAGUCUGUUGAUAAAAACUAUCCCACAUCGACUUCCUAUGUAGCACAUGAUGCAAAACAAUACCACGCCCAUUUUGUUGUUCACAGACAUUAAAUAUUAUAAAUUUUGCUUUUAUAUUUAUUUUAUUUAGGUAAAUUGGACAUCAUCGUUUCAGUCAUCCACAUUUCCUCCAUUUUUAUACGAUACAUUUACGAAUUUUAUUAAUAUUAAAAGAUUUUAUGUAAAAAUAAAUAAAAUACUAUAUAUAUAUUUUUAUUCCUACAUUUUCGGGAAAUU
Molecule: messenger RNA, 2088 nt
Organism: Teleopsis dalmanni
Lineage: Eukaryota; Metazoa; Arthropoda; Insecta; Diptera; Diopsidae
Product: serum response factor homolog B-like
Exons: 2
Coding region: 112-1905 (597 amino acids)
Source: RefSeq, a predicted model, not a curated record